UUCCCCAACUGUUACAGUUACUGAUUGCACAACCAGUCAGACUGCCAUGCAGGAAAGACCUAUUGUUUCAAGGGGUGAACAAACUUGUACAUCCAAACCCACAAACUCUCAGUCUGACUGCAUGGCUGUUAUCGACAGAAACUUGUUAUCAAAGGGGUUUUCAAAACAAACUAGAAAUUUACUGGCCUCCUCCUGGAGAAAGGGAACCCAGAAAGAUUAUCGCUGCAAAUUCAGACUGUUCAGUAGUUGGUGUAGUCAACAACAGGUUGAUACGUAUGCAGCAACUUUAACUGAUUGUGCAGAUUUCUUGUCCUUUCUAUUUUUUGACAAAGGUUUAAAAUAUAGGACAAUUAAUGGGUACAGAUCCAUGUUAUCUUCAGUGUUACCCUCAAUUGAGGGAAAACCUGUAGGUCAGCAUCCUUGUAUUAUUCGUCUACUAAAAGGUAUUUUCAAUCAAAGACCACCCGUAAAAAAACUAAUACCCGAAUGGGAUUUACCUCUCGUUUUAGGUUGUUUGAGACGGGCUCCAUUCGAACCUAUGAAGGAUGCUGCUUUGAAAUUUGUUACUUGGAAAACCUGUUUUUUGAUCGCUGUCACCACUUUCCAGAGAUGCAGUGACCUACAAUCUUUACAGCUUGGAGAACAAAAUGUAAAUAUACAGAAGAAAGGUGUCACAUUUCUUAGAACUGGUUUAUCCAAGACUGAUAGACCUAGUCAUAUAAAAAGGUCAAUUUUCAUACCUGCAUUCACAAGAGAUAAAUUUGUGGAUCCCAAAAGAGCUCUGACAUAUUACUUAAUGAAAACUGAAAAGUUUCGUAGUGAAUCAGACGUUUCUUUGAAAUUAUUCUUGGCAAUCAACAAACCUCAUAAGCCAGUUUCAUCCCAGACAAUAUCUAGAUGGAUAACUAGUACUAUUAGAUACUGUUAUAAAAAGUCCAAUAAGUCAGUGGGUUGUGUAACUGGACAUUCUACACGGAGUAUAGGACCUUCGUGGGCAAUUUUUAAAGGAGCAUCUUUUCAGCAAAUUAUGGAGUCAGCGGAUUGGUCAAAAGAGACCACAUUUGUGAAACAUUAUUUAAAACAAGUUAAUGUUAAUUAUUUGGAAGUUUAAAUAAACUUUUUCUGUGUUAUCUCUUCCGGCGGGUUGCCUGGAUUUUGAACAGUGUUUUAUUAAAACCAGUUAACUUAGGAUUACAGACAUGUAUAUAGGGGAUAUUACAGUAACUGUUGUAUAGUAGAUGUAAAUAGUGGGAAGAGCAUGGUGUUUUAUUCUUCGAUGUCCAUAUAAACUGUAGAGUACAGAUGAAGAUUAAUUCAGGCGACUUGUUUACGCCUACAAGGAAACUGAAGCAUGGUGCUUCUAACGGAAGUACAUUUGACCGUGAAGGUCAAGUUUUUUACUUC
Messenger RNA from Mercenaria mercenaria, 1404 nucleotides. RefSeq lists its product as uncharacterized. The record is from RefSeq and is a predicted model, not a curated record. Gene Ontology annotation, biological process: DNA recombination; DNA integration. Gene Ontology annotation, molecular function: DNA binding. Bases 47 to 1111 code for a protein of 354 amino acids. NCBI's taxonomy places the organism in Eukaryota, Metazoa, Mollusca, Bivalvia, Venerida, Veneridae. The transcript has 2 exons.